Anarrhichthys ocellatus (wolf-eel) is the source of this 1289-nucleotide messenger RNA. Its product is annotated as arg8-vasotocin receptor-like. Gene Ontology annotation, molecular function: vasopressin receptor activity; peptide binding. The coding region runs from base 1 to 1245 and encodes 414 amino acids. NCBI's taxonomy places the organism in Eukaryota, Metazoa, Chordata, Actinopteri, Perciformes, Anarhichadidae. Gene Ontology annotation, biological process: positive regulation of vasoconstriction; cellular response to hormone stimulus; G protein-coupled receptor signaling pathway. Gene Ontology annotation, cellular component: plasma membrane. The transcript has 2 exons. The record is from RefSeq and is a predicted model, not a curated record.
AUGCUCUUCUCCUCGGAGAGCUCCUGCAACAUCACGGGAGGAAACUGCAGCGAUGGGUUCAACUUCACGCGGCUGGACUCCGGAGACGCAGCUGGAAACAGCAGCGGGAGGAGGAACGACACCGACCCGUUCGGGCGGAACGAGGAGGUGGCCAAGCUCGAGAUCACCGUCCUGAGCGUCGCCUUCGUCGCGGCGGUGGCGGGGAACGUGAGCGUGCUGCUGGCCAUGCAGAGGACCCGGAGGAAACCGUCUCGCGUGCACCUGUUCAUGAAGCACCUGAGCCUCGCGGACCUGGUGGUGGCCUUCUUCCAGGUGCUGCCGCAGCUCUGCUGGAAGAUCACCUUCCGCUUCUACGGGCCGGACUCUCUGUGCCGCAUCGUGAAGCACCUGCAGGUGCUGGGCAUGUUCGCCUCCACCUACAUGAUGGUGAUGAUGACCCUGGACCGCUACAUCGCCAUCUGCCACCCGCUGCAGACGCUCCAGCAGCCAACGCAGCGCGCGCACAUCAUGAUCGGCUCCACCUGGUUGUGCAGCCUGGUCCUCAGCCUCCCGCAGUACUUCAUCUUCUCCCUCAGCGAGGUGCACCCGGGCUCCAAGGUGUACGACUGCUGGGGCCACUUCGUGGAGCCGUGGGGGCUGCGCGCGUACAUCACCUGGAUGACGGUUGGCAUCUUCCUCGUGCCCGUGGCCGUGCUCGUGUUCUGCUACGGACUCAUCUGCCGCACGAUCUGGAGGAACCUCAAGUACAAGACCCGGAGGAAGACCGUGGGCUCGGUGGCAGAGGCCACCAAGACCGGGAUCCUGGGCCGCGGCUCGGUGAGCAGCGUCGGCACCAUCUCCCGCGCCAAAUUACGCACGGUGAAGAUGACGUUCGUGAUCGUGCUGGCGUACGUGGUGUGCUGGGCGCCGUUCUUCACCGUGCAGAUGUGGUCCGUGUGGGACCAGAGCUUCUCCUUUGCCGAAUCUGAGAACACCACGGUGACGCUCACCGCCCUGCUGGCGAGCCUCAACAGCUGCUGCAACCCCUGGAUCUACAUGAUCUUCAGCGGGCACCUGCUGUCGGACUUCGCCGGCAGCCUGCUGUGCUGCCGCUCGCUGAGGACCAGGUUCAGCCACCAGGACUCGGACAGCAGCAUCCGGCGGACCACGCUGCUGUCACGUCUGCAGGGUUCGCGCCUCUCCGAGCCCUUCAGAGACCUCGACCCGGCACCUAAGAACUGUCCGCAGGGCCCGACUGCAUCCUGAUUACUGGGAACGGUCCAUGUGUGUCUGGGUGGUUUUGGUUGUUU